Messenger RNA from Danio aesculapii, 3253 nucleotides. It is a transcript of the gene traf3, whose product is annotated as TNF receptor-associated factor 3. Lineage: Eukaryota; Metazoa; Chordata; Actinopteri; Cypriniformes; Danionidae. The transcript is spliced from 11 exons. Gene Ontology annotation, cellular component: plasma membrane signaling receptor complex. The coding region runs from base 357 to 2078 and encodes 573 amino acids. Gene Ontology annotation, molecular function: tumor necrosis factor receptor binding; zinc ion binding. Gene Ontology annotation, biological process: tumor necrosis factor-mediated signaling pathway; regulation of canonical NF-kappaB signal transduction; Toll signaling pathway. The record is from RefSeq and is a predicted model, not a curated record.
ACCAUUUUUUCAUGACGGGGAUUUCCUGAGGAAGUCAGAGAGCAGGGGCUUUCCAGUUACUAGACUUGAUAUCAACAGCACCCUUGCCACAGUGGCGGCUUCUCUACCUUUUCGUGCACCUCAACCGAGCCCGUUUCGGAACAUUCUGAUGUCAAAAUGACCCGAUUUGAUCCGACGGCCGUUGUAGCCUGUUUGAGAAGCGAGGACGGAGCCGUGGCCGCGUAAAUUCGGACGUUGUUGUCUCGGUGUGUGUCUGUCUGUCAUAUGAGUGGACCAUCCGUUGCUCCAUUCGUGAAAUUCUUCAGAGAAACACGGUUGGAACAUCGGACGACAUCGCUGACCAACUGAUUCAUGUCAUGUCCGCAGGGCGUAAUGUGGAACAGCAGAUUCCCCUGCAGCAGCGUGCUCCAUCUCUUGCCAUGCCCUCCAUGGCCCAGCGGCCUAGGCCCGAGCCGGGCUUCUCUCCCCUGCAAGGCGGCUUCAGGGACCGCUUUGUCACGACGCCCGAGCCCAAGUAUUGCUGCGAGACCUGCAGGCUAGUUCUCUGUAACCCACGGCAGACUGAGUGUGGACAUCGCUUCUGCGAGAGCUGCAUCAGUGACCUGCUCAGUAAGCCUAACCCAGUGUGUCCAGCUGAUCUACUACCACUUUUUGAAGAUAAGAUAUUCCGGGAUGUUUGCUGCAAUAGGGAAAUCAUGGCUCUGAAGGUCUACUGCCGAAGUGAGAAAAAUGGAUGUAAAGAACAAAUGUGUUUACAGCAGGUCAUGGAGCAUUUGGUAGUUUGUCCAUAUUUCGAGGUGCCGUGUCCUUUGGGAAAAUGUAAGGAGAAGAUGAUGAGAAAAGAUAUGCCCGAGCACCUAAGCCGCAAAUGCAAACACAGAGAGAUCACCUGUGAAUUCUGCAGUCUCAAAAUGGCCCUCACUGAAUUACAGAAACACAAAGAAACAGUCUGUCCUGCAUUUCCUGUAGCAUGUCCUAAUAAUUGCUCGUUUUCUUCUAUUCUAAGAAGUGAGCUGUCAAGUCACCAGCAUGACUGUCCAAAGGCUCAGGUGACCUGUUCCUUCAUUCGCUAUGGAUGCUCCUAUAAGGGGCUGAAUCAAGAGAUGAGGGAACAUGAGUCCAGUUUUGCGUCUGAGCAUCUGAGAAUGAUGGCAGUCAGAAACACCACACUAGAAGCCAAGGUUGAAGAUGUGAAGAGUGAGUUGAUGGAGCGUUAUAAAGUUCUGCCGAGUCUCAGCAGUCGUCUUGCUGAGGUGGAGCGUCAGUAUGAGGAGAUGAGAGAAAAGAACAGGCAGCUGGAGCAGAAGCUGGUCAGCAUGCAGAUGUUGAUGAGCUCUCACUCAGAGAAGCUGCUGGAGGUGGAGAUGGAGCUGCGGGAGCUCCGUCCACUGCGGGCCAUGAGGGAGGAGGUGGAGGCUCUCAGGGGGUCCGUGGAGAGCAUGCGCUCAGUGGUCUCUUCUCUCGACUCAGGCUGUGUCGGUUCCACUACUGGUUCUCAUACCCUGGCCUCCUUAGAGCAGCAGCUCACACGCCAUGAUGACCUGAUGAGCGUUCAUGACGUGCGGCUGGCAGAGAUGGAUCUGAAGCUGCAGGUGCUGGAGACGGCCAGCUUCAACGGUACUCUCAUUUGGAAGAUCCGGGACUACAAAAGGCGGAAACAGGAAGCUGUGAUUUCCAAAACUCUCUCGCUCUACAGCCAGCCCUUUUACACAGGGUAUUUCGGCUAUAAGAUGUGCGCCCGCGUCUAUCUCAAUGGAGACGGGAUGGGCAAAGGCACACAUCUCUCGCUCUUCUUCGUGGUCAUGCGUGGUGAAUAUGAUGCCUUGCUACCAUGGCCGUUCAAACAGAAAGUAACAUUAAUGCUAAUGGACCAGGGGCCGGCACGAAAACACUUAGGCGAUGCCUUCAAACCGGACCCCAGUAGCAGUAGCUUUCGCCGGCCCACUGGCGAAAUGAACAUUGCAUCAGGCUGUCCGCUUUUUGUGGCUCAGACUGUGCUAGAAAAUGGAACCUAUAUCAAAGACGACACCAUCUUUAUAAAAGUGACUGUAGACACUUCAGACCUCCCUGACCCUUGAGUUCAACUUCAGCGGGUCCAACUAAAAUCAAGAGUCACGCAGAGCCCCUUCCAGCCAAGACUUCAGAGGGCUGUGCUGAGCAAGGAGCAUCCCACAAGUGUGGGGUUCUAACAGACCAAACCAUGAGUUUGGGCUCGGGUGAUGGCGUGCUCUUCUGGAAACAACAGUGCCUUGCUGGGCUAGAUAGUUACAGCCUUUAAGAGGAGCACAGAGUAGACGAAAUCUCCCAAGUCAACCACAUCUCAAGUGCAGCGAAGAGUAAGACGUCAACUCUAAUCCAAGAGAGAUUCUCGAGGAAAAAACGAAAGUGAACGGUGACUAGAUCAGUUUCCCAACCUCAUUCCUGGAGGCACACUGACAGUACACAUUUUAAACUUGUCUGCCUUUUAAUCUACUCCUGAAAUGUAAGGAAGACUGCGUACUAUUAAGUGUGCAUCCAGUAAAAUGGUUGGCACAGUUGAAUAACAUCCAGCCCAAAGUGAAAGGAAGCCGUAUACGUGUGUCAUUGGGUUAGCCUUCAUUAAGUAUGAAUGCAGUUGGGGCUAAUAGUCAUUGUAAAGUCAGGAAGGUAACCCUUUGUGUUUGGUAAUUAUGACAAGAUUUGUAUUUGAUGGUUUUUUGGUGGUUGUGUUUAAUAUGCAAAUCAGUACUUGAGCUGACAUCUGAUGUGUUGUGGUGGUGUGAUGAGAACAGUUGACAUGAAGAGGAGUAUUGUGACUAGAAAGUCUUGUUUCUGUGGGUGGGUGGGCGGGCGGUGGAUGUGUUUCUGGGUAGUGGAUAUAAAGGACCUGACUAUGAGCAUUCAUGAAGGACUACAUUGGCACUAAACAGUGAGCCUGUACGGGUUCCAUUGUCAAAAAAGCAAAACCUCAGUUUUAAUGCAUGUAAAACCUAUUCUUACUUGACUUAACCUUCCCUGCGUUUACCACUUUGACACAUUAUUUAAUGUAAUGUUCCAAUUAACAGAUGCUAUGCAUCCAAAUCUAUUUUGUGCUUUUUUUGUAUUUUAUUUUUUAAAACAGUCGGAAAUAAUGCCUUUAUGCCUCCAGCCAUGCUGCCAGAGACACAUACAAUAAUCCAGAUCAUUUUUCAUGGUAGGAAUGGUUUUUGCACAAGUAUUGUUUGAAUGUGUAAUAUAUGUAUGCAUAUAUCAGUAUAAAAUUGUUCUGUUCUUA